Molecule: messenger RNA, 2439 nt
Organism: Trichomycterus rosablanca
Lineage: Eukaryota; Metazoa; Chordata; Actinopteri; Siluriformes; Trichomycteridae
Gene: enpp4
Product: ectonucleotide pyrophosphatase/phosphodiesterase 4
Exons: 3
Coding region: 1-1377 (458 amino acids)
Source: RefSeq, a predicted model, not a curated record
AUGCAUCUCAAGGUUCUCUUGUGUGUUCUAGCUGCAUUUUAUGAAUCAGCAAUUUCUCAAACUGCUGAAAAUAAAACCCAGACAGACUUGGUUCCGCUACUGCUUGUAUCGUUUGAUGGCUUCCGUGCAGACUAUCUGGAAAAAUACCAAUUCCCCAAUCUGAAGAAAUUCUUUUCUGAAGGGGUUUUAAUUGAUCACCUCAGUAAUGUCUUUACUACCAAAACCUUUCCUAACCAUUACAGCAUCGCCACUGGAUUAUAUGCUGAAAGCCAUGGCAUUCUGGCCAGUCACAUGUAUGACUCGGUGACACACAAAGAGUUCUCUGUUCAAAAUAGUGACCCUUUUUGGUGGAAUGAAGCAACACCGAUUUGGGUGUCUGUGCAGAACUGGAAUUAUAAAUCUGCAGCUGCUAUGUGGCCGGGAACUGAUGUGAUGAUUCAAAACCAUACCUCCACGUAUUUUUUGGGGUAUGAUCCAAAAGUAAGCUUCAGGCAGAGGUUAGAGAACAUCACAACCUGGAUGACAGAAGACAAAUUGGUUAAGCUUGGUGUUCUUUACUGGGAGGAACCUGACCACUCUGGACACAUCUUUGGGCCAGAAAACACCACUGAAAUGGCCAAGGCACUGAAAGAGGUGGACGAUCAUAUUGGGUUUCUGAUGGAGCAUCUCAACGAGACAGGACUAUGGGGAAACAUUAAUGUCAUUAUUACAAGUGAUCAUGGCAUGGUGCAGUGCUCUAAAGACAAACUUAUUCGGCUUGAUGACUGUGUAAAUCGCAGCAGCUAUGCGUUGGUGGACACAACUCCGGUGGCUGCCAUCCUCCCUCUCACAGAAUCCCCAGAUUUGUUCAAAAACCUGAGCAAAUGCCAUGCUCACAUGAAAGCUUACCGGAAGGCUGAGAUCCCUGAUCGACUGCACUACAAAAACAAUAGGAGGAUUCAGCCCAUCGUCCUAGUGGCUGAUGAAGGCUGGACAAUUGUCCAGAAUGGCACACUUCCACGUUUGGGCGAUCAUGGAUAUGAUAACUCCCUGCGCAGCAUGCAUCCUUUUCUGGCAGCCAACGGUCCUGCCUUUCGCAAAGGCUAUCGCAUGAACAGCAUCAAGAAUGUGGAUCUCUAUCCACUGAUGUGCCAUCUCCUGGGCAUUCAUGAGAUGCCAAAUAAUGGUACCUUUUCCAGUGUGCGCUGUGUGCUGCAGAGAGAGAACUGUUCACAGUUAGCAAUGGUGGUAGGCAUCGUCAUCGGUGCACUCCUAGUGCUUAGUGUCAUCACUUUACUCUUCAGACUGAUUAAGAACAAAGAGUUCUCUGCGUCACGGCCGUUUGCCCGGUUAGAGCUGCAGGACGAGGAUGAUGAUGAUGAUCCUUUGCUUGAGUAAACUUCCUAAAGGACUUCCUCUAAGCACAUUGCAUACUUCCCAAAGACAAACCAAAUCAUACAUACGCUUCAUUGUUAAAAGUAUGCCGACACGCCUGCUAAAUAUUUUAUUAGUUAUUAGUUUAGGUGUUUCAGCCACACCCAUUGCUAACCAGUGUAUGAAAUCAAUAAUAUUUAAUAAAGUGCUUGGGUGGUGCAGCAGUCUAUUAUGCUAGCUCACCAUUGAGACCCAGAUUUGAAUCUCAGCGGUGCUAUAAAAGGGGCUGGACAUCUACACAGACUUGAUUGGUUGAAACCAGCCAAAACAGAACCUACCACAGCCCUGAGCAGGCUGACAUCAAGUACAAAUGCUCAUUUGACUCUGAUACACUCCGAAGUCUUGUGAAAAGCUUUCCCAGAAGAUUGGGGGUUGUUAUAUCUCUAAAUGGUGGGUGGGCAGAUCCAUAUCAACACCCAUGGAUUUAGAAUGGGAUAUCUAAUAAGGCCAUUAUGGUCAGGUGUUCACAUACUUUUGGCCAUAUUGUAAAACUACUUGUCAGAUUGCCCUGCAUUAUUCACCUGCACAGCUGUGACCACUUUAUCCAGUUUAGGGUUAAGAUAGAUUCAGAGUCUCUUAAACACCCAAAGCAAAGCAGGAAUACACCCUGAACAGGGUAUCAAUACAUUACACUAACACACACCUUACCCACUGAUUCACUUUCUCACUAGGCUUAAGGCCCACUCCUUCACCAAUGCUAUGUUACCCUUAUGUUACCAUGUGACUUCCCUGUAUGUCUUUAGAUUUAAAGACCUGGCUUAAAAUGUAUUCAUCUACUCAUUAAUUCACUAAACAUUAGCAGGUGUGCAACUUUUUUUUGUCCACAUGUAAGAGCAUUUAACACAUUAGUGAGAUUGAUGCUUUAAAUGAAUGACAAGAAAGAAGAACCUUUACACCGUGGUAAUCUCUUCAGCCAAAUAUUUUGUUUUGUUAAGAAAAAUGCUUAUUUACAAAGUUGCAUUAUAGUCUAACCAAAAGUGAUUGGUGCUGAGCUGUUCCAUGCAAAACUAAUCAAAUGUUAAAUAA